UUAACAUGAGCGCUUUAAGCAGGAAUGCAGGAAUGACCAGCUUCUCAGAAGAGUGGGCGGGUUUUUCCCCUUCUGCUCUUCCGUGUUAACCGCCUGUGUGAAAAUCGCACAGACACUCUCAACGUUGCGUGAACAAAACCGAUAUUACCUGAAAAAAUUUUGACUGGUCAUCAUGAUGAGAUGCUGUGGUCUGCUGAGUGUCAACAAGGAGCCAGUUCCUCUGAAGGCCAUUGAAGUACAAGUAGAAGUGAAGGACCACGUGGCCACUGUGGUUUCCACACUGCACUAUGAGAACAAGGAGGACAAAGCCAUAGAGGCCGUUUUUGUCUUCCCUCUGCCUGCUGAUGCUGCUGUCUGCCAUUUUAGUGCCAAGAUUGGACAAACUGAGAUUGUAGCUGAUGUAAAGGAGAAACAGGAAGCUCGAGAGGAGUACGACGAUGCGUUGGGUUCUGGUCAGCAGGCUUUCCUCCUAGAGGAGAGUGAGCAGAGUCCCGACAUUUUUUCUUCGAGUGUGGGAAGUCUCCCUCCAGGAGAGAGCGCCUCCAUCAGGCUGGCCUACGUCACUGAGCUGGCUGUGGAGGCCGACGGCGGGUUGCGGUUUUGUCUACCUGUGGUGCUCAACCCUCGCUAUCAACCUCGCGGAAGUGAAGACCGCGGCGUCCAGGUGAUGUGCCAUAUGGCCUCUCAAGUGCCAUACAGUCUGACCUUCGCUGCCAGGUUGUCGUCACCGCGUCAGGUCUCUAAAGUGGACUCCGCGUGUCCCCUUGAGCCUCUGCAGUAUCUCAACAAGGAGCAAACCAAGGCGGUUGUUCAACUGGCUGCAGGACACGCAUUUGGCAGGGAUAUUGAGCUGUUGAUUUACUACAAAGAUGCUCACCAGCCAGUUGUUGUGGUGGAGGCAGGAAAGGCUUCUGCCGAGCCUGGCACACUUAUGGGGGAUGCGGCAGUGAUGCUGAGCGUUUACCCAGAGUUCUCCCAGGCAGUGAUGUCUUCACUCGCCACAAGGGGAGAGUUUGUGUUCUUACUGGACCGAUCUGGAAGUAUGCAAGGUCCUCGCAUCGGCAGUGCCAGGGAUACUCUGCUGCUCCUUCUGAAAAGCUUGCCAAUGGGCUGCUACUUCAACAUUUACAGUUUUGGUUCCUCCUUUGAACACAUCUUUCCUAAAAGUAUGGAGUACAGUGAGAAGACCUUGGAAAAUGCUCUAAAGAUUGUCAAGGAGAUGCAGGCAAACCUGGGAGGAACAGAGAUACUUCGGCCCCUUCAACACAUUUACAGUCAGCCCUGCAUUCCCAAUCAACCACGACAACUCUUUGUCUUCACUGACGGCGAAGUGGGUAACACCAAAGACGUUACAAGCUUAGUGAAGAAGAAUUCCAGUUCCCACAGGUGUUUCUCUUUUGGGAUCGGAGAAGGGGCCAGCACCGCUCUCAUCAAUGGUUUGGCCAAGGAGGGAGGAGGUCACGCUCAAUUCAUCGCAGGCACUGACAGAAUGCAAGCCAAGGUGAUGCAAUCGCUGCAGUUUGCUUUGCAACCGGCUGUGGAGGACAUUUCGGUUACAUGGGAUUUGCCAAAAGGAGUGUCGGUCACACCUCUGUCUCCGCCUCUCACAGCUAUUUUCCAGGGUCAACGCUCUCUCAUUUAUGCGCAGCUUACUGGAGAGAGUUCGGAGGAAACAGAUGGUUGUGUAACUGUGAAGUACAGCUUAGCAGGCCAUCCGUUCCAGAACAAGCUUGCCUUCGCUUUCCAUCCCACAGAGGACACUGGAUUAACAAUCCACAGGCUCGGUGCUCGUACUCUGAUUCGUUGUCUGGAGUCCAAGGAACCAGAGAAGGAUGAGGAAGUGAAGAAAAAGGUGGUGAAUGUCAGCGUUCAAUCAGGGGUCAGCAGCUCCUUCACUUCCUUCAUUGCCAUCAACAAAGGCAGCAGCAAGCCCAUACAGGGACCUCUGCUGCAAAGACGUGUUCCAGGGAUCAUGUCUCGUAUGCCAAUGGCAUAUUGUGCUCCAAGGAUGCUUCCAAUGAUGGAUUCUUCUCUUGUCAGUGAUGGAACAGGACUUAUGGGGGGUUUUAAAAUGAAGAAAAGCAGUGCAAAGGGUCGCAUACCAAAACGCCUGGUUGAUACAGGAGGACCAGAUGUCUUUUCUUCCCAGGAGAUCAAUCUUGGCCCUCCUAUCCAGCCACCCUCAGACACUUUGCUACAGUUGGUGUCCCUCCAGAAAGCGUCGGGCUACUGGGAGCUCAACCCGGCUCUGGCUACUGCAUUGCACAAGACCAGCAAGCAGUUGGAACAGGCCAAGCCGGCAAAUGUGAACGGAAAUGUGUGGGCCACCGUUGUGGCUCUGGUUUGGCUUCAUGGGUUCAAGUCAGAUGCUGAAGUCGAAUGGAAGCUUCUUGCUCGUAAGGCUGUGUCAUGGCUGCUGGCUCAAAAAGUGCCAUGUAUUGCAGAGUGUGUCACGGCUGGAAACACUCUAUUGGGCUGCAACGUCCAAAAAGACAGCCUCGGUCUUUAAGGUCUGCAAUACAGUGAAGGACCUUCUGCAGAUUUUUUUUCCCUGUGCUAUGCACUAUUUGGCAUUCUUCCUUAUUUGGUUAUUGAUCAGUCUGCAGCAAGUGACAAUUGUAUCAAUGUUUUCCUAUUGAUAAUGUAGUCAAAACAUUUAAAUCAACGAUAUAUAUGUAAUGUAAUGAGUUUGAAUAAUAAAGACUUCAGAUGAGA
This is a messenger RNA of Syngnathus typhle (broad-nosed pipefish), 2715 nucleotides long. RefSeq names its product von Willebrand factor A domain-containing protein 5A-like. The record is from RefSeq and is a predicted model, not a curated record. The coding region runs from base 173 to 2509 and encodes 778 amino acids. The transcript has 21 exons. NCBI's taxonomy places the organism in Eukaryota, Metazoa, Chordata, Actinopteri, Syngnathiformes, Syngnathidae.